This is a messenger RNA of Iphiclides podalirius (scarce swallowtail), 564 nucleotides long. The record is from the annotation of a GenBank genome assembly. NCBI's taxonomy places the organism in Eukaryota, Metazoa, Arthropoda, Insecta, Lepidoptera, Papilionidae.
AUGGUAUUCGCAGCGCUUAAGAAUCUCAAUAUCCAACAGCUUGAUGGAAAAUGGUACGUGGCAGCUGUGGCCACUGAACUCCAGAUAGGAGGCGACUGUGCUAUGGUCCUGUUCAAUCACAAGAACGACAACACCACGGACGUUUCAAUCAGUUGGAUCUCGAACAAUACAUUCAGUUUUUACAACGGCUCUGUUGAACUAACUGUUGAUAGUAACAACACUGGUGAUUUAUUAAUGGUCACCUACACAGAUCAGAGAACCGAAACCUACUCGUUUCUAGAUGUGGAUUACGAACAUUAUGCGGUUAUCUUCGCUUGUUAUGACAACGUCGAUGGCAUGAGUAGUACUUAUGAACUCUGGAAGCUUAGUAGGACCCCACACAUUAAGGACGAUGACGCGGUGAAACUGGACCGGGCGGUUUCCAACUACAGCCUUCAGGACACCGCCUUUGUGUUCUUCAAUAACACAGAGAACACAUGCAGAGUCAGCGGAGGCAGUUCCUUGGAUCCUUCCGCAGUGAUAAUGUCGUCAGCAAUGGCUGCAGCGAUAUUGAGACGUCUGUAC